Messenger RNA from Astyanax mexicanus (Mexican tetra), 1907 nucleotides. It is a transcript of the gene tmem88bl, whose product is annotated as transmembrane protein 88B. The transcript is spliced from 3 exons. Gene Ontology annotation, molecular function: PDZ domain binding. The record is from RefSeq and is a predicted model, not a curated record. NCBI's taxonomy places the organism in Eukaryota, Metazoa, Chordata, Actinopteri, Characiformes, Acestrorhamphidae. Bases 143 to 658 code for a protein of 171 amino acids. Gene Ontology annotation, cellular component: plasma membrane.
UCUCUCUCUCUCUCUCUCUCUCUCUCUCUCUCUCUCUCUCUCUCUGGAGCUGACAGGCUGGUCAGAGCGCUGAGUGUGUGAAACGGGACGGUGUGUUAAGACUCCGAUCAGGAGCUGAAGCAGGCAACACACUUUACUCAGGAUGUGUGGGAUGGAGGUGGAUGACGGUGUGGAGGACGAGCAGGAGGUGGAGGAUGAGUUUGGGCUGUGUGAGGGGGUGCGGAUGUUGUCCCCGCCCGUGGCGCGCUGUGACGGGAGUGUGUGGGGGUCUCGGCGUGGACGCUGUGAGUGUAUGUGUUGGGGUUUAGGGUUGGUGCUGUGGAACCUAGCGCUGACCGGAGUGUGUGUGACGCUGAUGGCCGGAGUCUUUACACUAGUGCUGCUGCCCGCAGUCCUGCUGCUGUACACAGGGUUCCUCUGCCAUUCACGGGUCCUCGCGUCCCCGUCUGCUAUCUGCCGUUACCUUGAUGACAACAGUUGCUCCGCCCUCAUCAUCCUCGGCUUUGUGAUGAUGUCACCGCUGGUCGUGGUCGCCGCCGCAAUCUUCUGUGGCCUGCUGAGGCGCUUUCGCCUACUGCUGUACUUUCAACCCAUCUCGGGAGCCUGGUACAGGGGGCGGGGCUUUAAAUGGAGGCGGGACUUCCAUGCCUGGGUGUGACCGGCCUGAGUUGAUUGUUCCUGGGACAGUUUCUUUUUUUGUCUAUAAACUCACCGCUGAAGCUUCGUCAACCAAAAUCUGACAACAGUUCACAGUCAGUUACAACAGACACAAAACACAAACGAAAAAAACAACGAAGUUGAAGAUGGAGAACCUGCUGAUUUUUUUUUUAUGGGUUUCAGUUUGUGCUUAAGGCCUAAGAGAUGUUGGCACGCCAAGGUGGUAAGGGUUAUAAAGGGUUACAAAGUUCAAGUUACUCCAAAUGUAGUCGAUUUGUCAGGACCUAGAGUAAAUGGAUUAAAAAGUUCGCAGUGUCAACUUACAGAGUUUUCCCCCUUUGGUUUCUUAUGGUUUAAAUGCAAGAGCAACAAAAUGAUUCACAACAAACCAUGUGACCACAUUGUCUCCACUUAUUGGUCAGAACUGUCUGGCGCAGCUAGAAAGUAAAUACAAAAAUAAUAUCCUGUGUUUCAGACUAGUGUGUAUAUAUUUGUGCAGUGUGAAGCUGCUUUAACACUGAACGUAGUAAUGGUGGAAAGCAAAGUUUUUUAAUAUAAUUUUAUUUCAAUUUUUUUCCUAUUUUCUCCCUAAUUUGGCAUUCUCAGACUGGCCUAAAGCUUUUAUUGUGGCUGUUAGGACCCCUCAGACUCCAGGGACUAGCCAGCAGUUAGAGAUGUUCACAUCUAAUCCACAUCAGCUAGAGUAUUUUCACUGUGCUAACUCUGUCUCAGUCACAUCCUUUAUACACACUGUUAAAAAAAAGCACCGUAACAAUGCACCAGUGUUUAUAAUAUAAUAAUUCUUAUGCAGCAAAUACAAUAUAAAUAUUUUACAGUUCUGUUAAAAUACUAUAUCUUUGCUACUGGGUGAUGGUUAUGGUUUUGUUAGCUGUUAGCUACAUUAGCCUCGUAGCUCCAGUAUAAACUAAAGAAGCUACUGUAACUCAGCUGAUGGACCGUAUUCACCGUGACCCGGUUCAGACGCUCUGUACAGUCUUCAUGUUGCUGAUGGAUAUUAAUAAUAAACUGGUCUUUGUUGUGUCUGAGAAGCUCAGACGGUUUACUAACGGCUGCAGGGUCACCUCAGCCAAUCACUGCUGGAGCCUCACCCGAUAUAACCUGAGAGGAUAUGUCAGUGUAAAGACGUGUGCUAUUAUUUAUAGAGCUGUAUAUAAAGGCUUGUAUUUAAUAAUUUGAUUAUUGUUGUAUUUUAUCUCUGUGCAGAUGUAAUUAAACAGACUCUAACUGAA